This is a messenger RNA of Cucurbita pepo subsp. pepo (vegetable marrow), 711 nucleotides long. Lineage: Eukaryota; Viridiplantae; Streptophyta; Magnoliopsida; Cucurbitales; Cucurbitaceae. The record is from RefSeq and is a predicted model, not a curated record.
GCACAAUUGAAGCACUCUCUUUUCUUCCUCGGAGAGGACAGCACUCCGAUGGACGACAUGGCGAGCUACUUUCCGCCACCACCACUACCGUCGCGGGCUUCUGGUCUUGAAGCUCCUCACUAUCCCUAUUAUCAGGUUCCUCCUUCUUCAUCACCGCCGUCUCUGCAUUACCUCGUUCAACAGCCUCCCACCUUCGCUUCCUAUGGCUUUCCUUUUUUACCUCACGCAGCGUCUAUCAAUGAGGUCCGAACCCUAUUCAUAGCUGGUCUUCCUGAAGAUGUCAAGCCCCGAGAAAUUUACAAUCUCUUCCGGGAGUUUCCGGGAUACGAGUCCUCUCAUCUACGGAGUCCCUCGCAGACGACGCAGCCAUUUGCAUUUGCUGUAUUCUCGGACCAGCAGUCUGCCAUUGGUGCAAUGCAUGCAGUAAAUGAUACUGCCUGUUCACCUGGAGCAUUGAACCAUCUGCAAGGCACAAUUCUGUACUCGUCACCUCCUGGGGAGAGGAGGGCAUGUGGUUGGAGUAUCCUUCUACAGGCUUGUUAUUCUUUAAUAUGUUAGUACUGUGCAUGCGCAAGAAAUUGAAAUGAAUAAUACAGUAAUUGGGGAGACAGAAUUUGAAUGGUAGUGGGUUCAGUCAAAAGCAUUGAAUUCAUAUUCUUCUUCAAGAUGUUCAAAUUUUCUAACCAAAAAAAAAAAAAGAACUUUAGAAUU